Molecule: messenger RNA, 539 nt
Organism: Caenorhabditis angaria
Lineage: Eukaryota; Metazoa; Nematoda; Chromadorea; Rhabditida; Rhabditidae
Source: the annotation of a GenBank genome assembly
AUGACAAGAUGCCCAAGAAUUAUCGAACCGCUUCUUCGUCGACGCAGAGAAGAGGUCAGCAAUAUUCUGAAAAAUUAUAAAAUAGUUGAUUGUCUUCCAGGAAAAAGUCAAAAGAGCUAUGCGCCUUUUAAGAUAUAAAAGACGUCAUCCAACUGCGCCAACUCCAGACACUUCUGAUGAAGAAUUUGGGGUAUGUGCUUUUCAAAUCACACAAUUGUUUAAAAAAACAAACAUCUAUUUGAAUGUUUCAGGCAAGUGAAGAAGAUGAAGAACUUGAACAUUCUGAUGAUGAAUCAGAUGUUGAAGAUGAACAAGAAAUGGAAGAAGAAAAUGAUAAUUAUGUAGAUGAUGAAGAAGAACACGUAGAAUAUGAGAAUGUGAACCAAGAGAUCGAACUUCCAGAUUGCAGCUCAGAAAGUAGCUAUUCUCCAAGAUCAGAUGAAAGCGGAAACGAGAGCGAUGACUCAAUAAAAUCUGAUGAAAACGACAAGGAAGAGGAGAAACCACAAAUUUAUAUUGAUAAUAAAAAUGUUAAAUAG